ACAGUGCCAGAAGAUGAGAGUGACACCGCUCUACGUACAGCGCUGUAUGAUAUAUAUAGAGGUGACAUCGCAGGUAGCACAAAUCAUCCAACUAUAUAUAUCAGUCGCUUUUCGAAAGCAAAGACACUUAUUCAUAAAACAGAAAAACCCUUUAACCCUAUUCAUAGCCGCUAUACAGACUCCCAUCGAAGUGCGGAAGCGCCAGAUGAGAACGACUCAACUCGCCUCCAAGGCCAAGAUCAAUCCCAACACGCCCAUCCCGAAGCCCAGACCCAAUCCGAAAACACAAACGAACACGACACCGGCAUCAUCAUCGAAGCCGACGGAUCCGAGCUCACAGGCUCCAAACUCGCGUCCCUAUUCGCGCACAAAUUCUACACCCUCUUCCUCCAAACACACGCAAGAUCCGACAUAAACACCUGCAUCCUCGCAUGCAAAGCCGCUAUUGAGUGCGUGGAGGACACCGAGUCUGGGCGGGCGGGGGACGAGUAUCUCGAGUAUCUGUGUGACUAUUGUGCUGCGCUCCGGGCGCAGAUUUCCGUGUUUGGCAUGGGGGAAGGGGAAGGAGAAGGGGAGGGGGAGGGGGAGGGGGAAACAGAGGGACAGAGCCAGAGAACAGAGAGGGUGCGGGAUUUGGACGAGGCUGUUGCGAUGCUGAGGGAGGUUGUUGCUGGUCACGAAGGUGGUGAUGCGUGUGUGAGCGGUGAGUUGUAUGAGGAGUGUAAGAUGCGGGUGGAUGAAUUCCUGGCAAUUCGGGCACGGUACAUGGGAAAUGAGUCGGAUGGGGGCGCGGUUGUGGGUGAUACCACAGAAGUAUUGUUUUCUGAAUUCAUGCCUCUUUUGUUGGAUAGCUGA
Psilocybe cubensis is the source of this 855-nucleotide messenger RNA. RefSeq lists its product as uncharacterized. The annotation marks the transcript as partial. The record is from RefSeq and is a predicted model, not a curated record. The transcript has 3 exons. NCBI's taxonomy places the organism in Eukaryota, Fungi, Basidiomycota, Agaricomycetes, Agaricales, Agrocybaceae.